Heteronotia binoei (common prickly gecko) is the source of this 1935-nucleotide messenger RNA. RefSeq names its product lymphocyte antigen 6E-like. Lineage: Eukaryota; Metazoa; Chordata; Lepidosauria; Squamata; Gekkonidae. Bases 90 to 473 code for a protein of 127 amino acids. The record is from RefSeq and is a predicted model, not a curated record. Gene Ontology annotation, molecular function: acetylcholine receptor inhibitor activity. The transcript has 3 exons.
CCAAACCUCUCCAAGCAGCGGCCGCGCGUAAAGAGCCGGAGGCGUCGCCAAAGGAGGAGGAAGGACGCGCCCGCUGCGCUUUUGCAACCAUGAAGGCGGCUUGGGCGGUUCUGUUGACGGCGCUCCUGGGCGGCCAGGGAGCUUUGUCGCUGGUAUGCUGGUGGUGUGACGGCGCAGACUCCAACUGGGGCUGCUGGAGAUGGCAGUGGUGUUCGGAUUCCGACAACUAUUGUGCAACCACAUACAUCGGCGGAGGAAUCGGCCGCUAUUCCAGCCAGUCGAUCAGCAAAGGUUGCGUUCCUGUUUGCCCCCAGGGCGGGGUGGACAUCGGUUUGGCAGCUGCCUCCAUCAAUUGCUGCUCGUCUUCCCUUUGCAAUAUCAGCGGAGCCUCCAGCGUCAAGAGCAACUACCUGAUCCUGGCCAUGGGGAUCCUGGCUAGUUUCUUGUACCUGUUUGGAGGGAGGCUGGGAUAAGCAGCCCUCUGUGACCUUCCCGGCCUUCUCCAGAGAGAAGGCAAAGAUUGUGCGUUCGUGGCCUUUAACUCUCUUGCUUCUAGCUAGAGAUGGGGAAGGCCUGGGAGAAACAGAUAAAAAUGGGGAGAAGCCCCAUUUUUUUUUCCCUGGAAACAAUUUUUAAGAAAGGAUCACGAAAUAUUUUAUUUUACAACGAUGCAACUGUUUAUGACGCGGUGUUCGUAUAGUUAACCUUCCAAUUUUAUUUCUUAAAGCUAUGUAGCAUGAAGACCUUUAUGUAAGUCUAUGUAAAACUAUCACAUCAUUGCCAUGUCUGUACGUCGAGGAUAAGCAAAUGCUGGAAACAUUCAAAUGCCGAGGAUCGACAUUCCCUCUAAGCUGUGGAGUCUCGUGAGCAAAAAUCCCGCUUCGUGAGCUCCUGGCCUUAAAGUUGUGAGCGACUGCGUAAAUUGAGUUGGCUCUGGGGCUGUUUUUCCUGAGCGAAGACAAACUUGUGAGCCGGAGACUGAAAAAACUCCACUCGCUCAUGCUAACGCAGCUUAGAGGGAACACGGCUGAGGACACAAUCCUUUAAAACGCACGAGAAAGGUGCAUUUCUGUCUCUAGGGGCGUUGCAGUGGUCCCAAGGAGAAAGACAUCAUGCUGUCAUAAACUGGCAAAAAGAGGUUCCUUAUAGUUUAGGUAUUCCGUACAUUUCAGGACCUUGUCGUUUCACUUGUAACAAAAAAACAGCAUUUAAAAAAGUAAAGUCUGUUUGUGAUUUUAUUUUAUUUUAUUUUUUUUUUGAACAAGCUGUACUUUUUCAUAUACCACAUGUGAUACUUUAAUGCCAAGCCAAUUUAUGGACACUGCGUUUUAUGUUCCCCAAAGUAACAAAGUGACCUUCAGUCUGUAAAGAGUACUAGUAUUGCAUUUUUACCAUUUUUUUCUUAAAAUUCCUGGGGUUUUUUCAGAGGGGGAGGGGAAACGGGCUUUUUUUCCCGUAGCGUCAAGACUUUCUGGAAAUUUUUUUCCAUCUCUGCUUCUGGCCCUUCAAGACACUUGUGUUCUGUGCUUCCAAGUAAUCACCAUUCUGCAUUUUGCAUUUUGUACCACACUUAAAAGAGGGAUCCUUUUAAAAAAUAAAUUCUGGAAAGCAACAGCUUGUGUUUGUGUGAACAACGCUGCCCCCUUGAGGUCGCUGAUGGUCCUUCUUGCCCGGGUGAGGGAUAAGAUUGCCAAAACAUUCCAAAAAGCUUUCUGAGGGUUUUAAGAAUAAAUCAUUCCAAGGUCCUUGAGGUGUCUUGAAUCAUCAGUCGUUAUGAGGCCAUGGAGCAAAGACCUUCCGUGGGAUCGCCUUUUGUAAGACUUGGGUUCGAAUCGAAUGUUUUUUCUGCCUGCUAUCAUUUUGUCAGACAAAGGGGGAGAGGAAGGAAUGCUGUGCUGUGCUUUUUGAACUUGAAUAAAGAUGUUCUUACCUUUA